This is a messenger RNA of Drosophila rhopaloa, 269 nucleotides long. RefSeq names its product hemotin. The coding region runs from base 9 to 269 and encodes 86 amino acids. The transcript has a single exon. NCBI's taxonomy places the organism in Eukaryota, Metazoa, Arthropoda, Insecta, Diptera, Drosophilidae. The record is from RefSeq and is a predicted model, not a curated record.
UUUGCGUAAUGGAUGAAGAACCAAUAUGGACACUUCUGAAAGACUGGAAAAUCAAUCUGUUCCUGCUCAUACCCUUCGGAGUUGCAAUGUCAGCUGCAUUCUUGUGCUUUUGCUAUUACUGGUACCAGUGUGUUCGCGAUCGUCGAAGAGCUCAGAUCGAAAAGCGGGUACUUCCUUUGCCCCUGAGUCGAAUUUCAAUACGUCCCGGUGGCUCCUUAGUUGAAAACACAAUAUCGAUUCACAGCAACAACAGCGCAGACAAAUAUUAA